Aspergillus sclerotioniger CBS 115572 is the source of this 1160-nucleotide messenger RNA. Its product is annotated as SDR family oxidoreductase. Bases 142 to 1107 code for a protein of 321 amino acids. The transcript has a single exon. NCBI's taxonomy places the organism in Eukaryota, Fungi, Ascomycota, Eurotiomycetes, Eurotiales, Aspergillaceae. The record is from RefSeq and is a predicted model, not a curated record.
CGCAGCUGACACUCCGACGUUAUAAAAGUAUAUGAGUUCGACAUCAUUACCACCCACCUAUAUAUACCAAAUACUACAAAUACAAGCCAAUCCUCUUAUAACAUACCUUUCACUACACUACAACACAACCUACAACCAACCAUGUCAUUCAUCAUCACCGGAGCCAGCGGCUACGUCGGACAAGAACUAGCCGCCGCUCUACUCACCACUCACCCGGAAUCCACCGUAACGCUCACAGACGUCGUGCUCCCCACGGUACCCCCAUCGGCAGCCCAGCACGCCCCGCGCACAAAAUGCAUCACCGCGGACCUCACCUCGCCCGCCGUCGUGGACUCACUCUUCACUGAAUCCCACCGGUUCGACACUGUCUACCUCCUCCACGGAAUCAUGUCCAGUGGCUCCGAAGCCAACUUCGACCUAGGCAUGCGGGUCAACCUCGACGCAACCCGAUACAUCCUCGACCGACUACGCCAAGUCAUGCCCGGCGUGAAAGUCGUCUUCACCUCCAGUCUAGCAGUCUACGGUCUCGCGCCACCGGGAUUCGUCAUCGACGAGACCAACUUCCCCGCAAUCCCUUCCUCGUCGUACGGAUCCCAGAAACUGAUCGUGGAGACGCUUUUGAAUGAUUACUCUCGUCGCGGGUUCUUGGAUGGUCGCGCGGUUCGCCUCCCCACUGUGACGGUUAGAGCAGGGAAGCCCACCCAGGCGGCGAGUAGUUUCGCGAGUGAUAUUAUUCGUGAACCGUUUAAUGGGAGGAAGGCGGUGUUGCCGGUGAGUCAGGAGAUGGAGAUGUGGAUUUGUUCGCCUGCGACGGUGGUGGGGAAUUUGGUGAGGGCGAGGGAGAUUCCGAAGGAGAGGUUUGGGGAUUCGAGAGCGGUCAAUUUGCCUGGGUUGAAGGUUAGUAUUAGGGAAAUGUUGGAGGCGUUGGAGGAGAUUGGGGGGCCGGAGAAACGGGCGUUGGUGGAGGAGAGGUUCGAUCCGGAUGUUGAUCGCAUUGUGCAGACGUGGACGCCGAAUUUCGAUCCGAAAAGGGCGUUGGAGAUGGGGUUUGUGGGGGAUGUGUCGAUGAGGGAGAAUAUUCGGGAGUUUGUGAAGGAAUUGGAGUAGUUGUAUGAUUGUAUAGGUGGUGGUGGUGUGGACAAUGAAACUUGUUGAAUUGG